This is a messenger RNA of Hippoglossus stenolepis (Pacific halibut), 3117 nucleotides long. It is a transcript of the gene abrab, whose product is annotated as actin binding Rho activating protein b. The transcript has 2 exons. The coding region runs from base 412 to 1593 and encodes 393 amino acids. Gene Ontology annotation, biological process: positive regulation of Rho protein signal transduction; positive regulation of transcription by RNA polymerase II. Gene Ontology annotation, molecular function: actin binding. The record is from RefSeq and is a predicted model, not a curated record. Gene Ontology annotation, cellular component: sarcomere. NCBI's taxonomy places the organism in Eukaryota, Metazoa, Chordata, Actinopteri, Pleuronectiformes, Pleuronectidae.
UGUGGCUCCUUCAAGCUUCAUUAGGCUUUACACUGUUCAUCAGUUUAUGAGAUUAUCAAAAGUUAUGUCUUUGAUGGUCUCUGCAUGUAUUUGUGCAACUGCUGAUUAAUCUUGGGGGUCAAAUGUCCUAUUUACCUCCAGUUACAGGCUCCGCAGUCUGUGAUGAAACUUGAGUGUGUCGGGGUGACCAGUGUCAGGGAAAGAUGAUCAGGUCCGUAGCCUGGGAUGACUCAAAUACUUUCCGUCGAGUUGGGGUUUGCUCUCCCCACUUUAGAGCAGCGGCUGCGAGCGUGAGGCCAGAAAGCAGCACAGGGAGAAAAAGUUAUGGCGGAGAGGAAAUUAAUUUACUGUAGCAAAUCUGACGGCUCACUUAGAAGCAAUUAUUCUGCCUAACCUGACACGUUAAUACAGAUGAAUAUGUCAGACAAACAGAGCAGCCAAGCGUCGCAGAGGAAGGGCAGCUGGCAGCAGUGGGUGACGGACAAUGAGGAAAAGCAGGCGGGUGAACCCAGUGGUUGGGCUCCUUCCACACUGGGGGGACCGACUGAGGAGCCCAGGAAGACGUGGGUCCCCAAGACACCUCCUGCCGCUCAAAUACAACCAACGGAGGGGUCUCAAGCGAAUGCACCUACUUCUGGAGAGGCUCAAAAGACAUCAGCUCCUCAGAAGAAGAUCGAGGAGCCACCGGUUACCUCUGCAAUCAAGACGAAGCAGGUGGUGAAGAUGGUGACCAGCAGCGUUCAGGAGAAAGGUGCAGGCGUCGGGCUCCUGACCGAGAAGAUCACGAGAGACGCUCUGCCAUCGGCCGAGGAGAUCGACAGGCUGUUGACGAAGAAAAGCUCGCCCACGCUCCGCAGGAAGUGCUCCAACAUGGUGUCGUCGCUGACCAAAAGCUGGAAGAAGGUGGAGAAAGAGCAGAAGUUUGGAAAAGAAGGAGCAAGAGCAGGAAAGUCACAGACCGGUGGUUUAGAUAAAGAGGAAAGUGGACAUCCUGAGGAAGUAGAUGAUGCUCAAACACGCACAGAAAACAUUUUGAAAGAAUCAGAGGAAAGAGACGGUGAAGGAGACUUUGAGUCAGCGGUGAAGAUUAAAAGACCUUCAGUCCCAACGUACAAAAACCAAGCUGAAGACGCCAACAAGAUCAAUGCUCUCUCCAAGAAAUACAGCGCCGUGGGAAACCUCAAGAGCCGCUGGCAGAACUGGGCCUCGGAUCACACGGUUACCCAGAGACUAAACCCCUUCAGCGAGUACUUUGACCACGACUACUCCAUGUCUCUCCGCCUCCAGAAGGGCCAGGAGGGUUACGGACGCCCCAAGGAGGGAACCAAAACAGCCGAGCGAGCCAAACGAGCCGAGCAGCACAUCCACCGUGAGAUCGCUGACAUGUGUUUCGUGAUCAGGACGAUGGUCGACCCGGACCCGGACGGAAAGACCCGCAUCACGUUCGGAGAGCUGUUCGACAGAUACGUGCGGAUCUCCGACAAGGUGGUGGGGAUCCUGAUGAGAGCCAGGAAACACGGGAAGGUGGCGUUCGAAGGGGAGAUGCUGUGGCAAGGCCAGGAUGAUGGGGUGAUCAUUACGCUGCUGGUGUGAUGCUAACACCCGGGUCAAAGUUGUGCUGGCCUUGGUCUGCUCAGUGGAAAGCUGCAGAACAAUGUCACAGGGAUACAGACAAGUCAAAGCUUGGUGGAGGAGUCGAUGUGGAUUAAUUUUGUAGAUACUUGAAGACUGGGUGUGUGAGCUGUCGUUGACCCGUUUCGAGAAAUCUUUGAAGACUUUGAGGUUUUGAUUCACGAGCUCUGGAGAGAUGAAGUCCUGGUUUCUUGUCUUCUCGUGUUUCCGUUCAGGUCGGGGGUGCAGACUCUCAUACGUGUGUCUCUCCUGCACUUUCUUUAUGCCUCAUGCUAAUGAGAUAUUUAAGUACGUGUUAAUACACCAAACAACCGGCGGCUUUGCAGUUUACUGUGGCGCAGUAAUUCAGACACGGAUUGGGUUUCAUCGCCUGAAUUCCUGCAGCUCAGCAUUCAUUAGACUGUAGCAGGCACAAUGCAGGGAACAGAGCCGAGCGCAGCACUUUUAAAUCUCAUGGCCUGUUAGACUGAGGCUGUUAUAAUUAAUGUAAAGGAAGACCAGGACUCUCUUAGGAUUAAAAAUAACUUUCUACCCCUUCCUGUUAUUGAUUCAUCAGGUUUUGUCAAAUCACACACAGAACACAAACACAAAGAGAAAUACAGGAAUAAGAUAUAACGAAUUAAAAUAACUUGUACAACAGAGGUACCUGGUUAUGUACUGUAAAGUCAAAGCUAAACUACUGAACCACUGGGUGAUAGUUUUCAAUCUAGCUUUAUUUAAGUAUUCAGUUAAAAGUAAAAGUACUGUAGUGUACAGUACUCAGUGAAAAGUUGUUUUUAGUUUUUUGGCCACUAGGGGGCAACAAAAAGAAGCUGUGAGCACGUCUCAUUAUCCUUUAAGUUGAUGAGUGUGUUUCUUGUUUUUCAAACUAUUCAACACAAGUUGGUGCCACUGACUUUCCAUCAGCGUCUCUGUGUCGCAGGCUCAAGUCACUUUGUUUAAGUUAAAGCAAGAAUAUUUAGUCUUUUCUUGUGUAAUUUGGAUUUGAACUUAUUGUUAUAACCUUUACAUUUGCACAUUAAGUCUCCUCCUGUAAAACAUUUGAUAAAGACCCAUUUAGACCUUUAAAAAAAAGAGGAGAGCAGGAAGAAGGCAGAAAAACACUGACACGUACGUGAGCUGGCACGUGUUACCAUGCAACAAAUAGAGACUUCCUCAUACUGCACAUUAUCUCUUCAUCUGUCAAUAAUGAUGCUUGAAAACAGUGACACGUGAAGCAGACGUCUGGGGCAGAUUCUGAUUCCUACUUGCAGUAACUGUACCACCUGUCCUAGGGAGACACUGUGGCCUGAAGGGACCUGUAUCUACUUCCAUUUUGACUUACGAGUGCAGCGGUGGUUGUAAACCCGCCUGUUUGGAAUGAUUUACUCGGCCUGUGUUAAUGCUCUGCAGUCUACUUCAGAAUAAUAAUGCCCUGUCAUCAGUGCAUCCUCCUCAACUGGUUGUAUAUUAAACCGUCACUUUUUUUAAUGUUUGUGUGCUGAA